AUGACGCGACAGAAACGAGACCGGCGUAAGAAGAGCCCCAUACGAAAUGCCUACGAAUACAGCACGCUGUGUGAUGCUGAAGUCUGCCUGGGUAUUCGCAUUCCAGAGUCUGGCCAGGUCACCGCAUUUCUCCCCGAUUCGACAGGAUUCUGGUCGGGCCUUUCCUCCAGGUUAGUAGGUUUUCAGUAUGGUUGCUGUUGUUAUGGAAACUAA
Messenger RNA from Aspergillus eucalypticola CBS 122712, 213 nucleotides. RefSeq lists its product as uncharacterized. Gene Ontology annotation, molecular function: protein dimerization activity; DNA binding. Bases 1 to 213 code for a protein of 70 amino acids. The transcript has a single exon. NCBI's taxonomy places the organism in Eukaryota, Fungi, Ascomycota, Eurotiomycetes, Eurotiales, Aspergillaceae. The record is from RefSeq and is a predicted model, not a curated record.